AUGGAAGAAGGGCUGCGCUACGAAGCCCUACCCGGCGACGGCCACGCCGCGGACGGAGCAGAAGGCAGUGACGGCCACGCCGUCGACGGAACAGCAGGCGGCGACGGCCACGCCACCGACGGGGCAGAAGGCGGCGUGCCCGCGACGUCCCUGGGCGAUCGCGAGCAAGCUAUUCUGUCGUCGUCGAUCCUCAGAUUAAAUGCUCCUUCUGCGAAUCAUGAUGUUGCUUGUGAUCGUGGAGAAGAGGAACAACAAAUACCACAUGUUGGAGCAGUGGAGAUUGAAGUACCAAAUGAGGAUGUGGUUGAUAAAUAUGCUGAGAUGGCACCUAAAGUUGGAAUGACUUUUGACUGUGAGAAAAAAGCUUAUGAGAUGUACAAUAUCUAUGCUGGACUUGUUGGCUUCAGUGUUAGAAAGAGCAGGACGAAGCGCCGCAAAUCAGAUGAUAGUUUAUCUCAGAAAUAUUUUGUUUGCAGUGGCCAAGGACUUCGGAAAAAUGAGGCAUCACAAAAAGAUAUUACAAGGACCGGUUGUGAUGCUCGUGUCUAGUUUAGUAUCAGCAAGGAGAAUGUAUGGACUGUGCAAAAGAUCGUAGUAGAGCACAACCAUUAUCUUGCCAGUCCAAAUAAGAUACAUAAGUUGAGGUCCCAACGAGAGAUUAUAGAGGCAGAUAGAAAAUUAAUUGGGCAGGCACGGCGGUCUGGAAUGAAGCCAUCCCAAGUUUUCAAUUUUAUGAAGGAGCAUUAUGGAGGGGAAGACAAAGUACCAUUUACUAAGAUGGAUUGCUAUAAUGAGAUUGGUCGCGAGUGCAG
Panicum virgatum (switchgrass) is the source of this 812-nucleotide messenger RNA. RefSeq lists its product as uncharacterized. NCBI's taxonomy places the organism in Eukaryota, Viridiplantae, Streptophyta, Magnoliopsida, Poales, Poaceae. The record is from RefSeq and is a predicted model, not a curated record. Bases 1 to 549 code for a protein of 182 amino acids. The transcript has 3 exons.